GUAGUUGUAGUGACCGGUUCCUCGUCGGGCAUCGGAGAGGGAAUCGUUAAACUGUUCUCAAUAUUAGGGGCUAAUGUUGUGGUCACCGGAAGGACAGCACAAGACGUUCAACGAGUGGCCAAAGAGGUGCAGGAGUUGUCACCACUAAAAUUAAAGCCAUUAGAAGUUGUGGGAGAUUUGACCAAAACCUCUGAUGUAAACAAUUUAAUCGAUUCUACGGUCAAAACGUUUGGCCGAUUAGAUGUAUUGGUCAAUAACGCCGGUAUAUAUCCGCAGACAAACAUCACUCAAACGGAUUUAAUGUCAGUUUGGGAUCAGAUAUUUGCCGUCGAUUUACGCGCUGUCGUAGAACUCAUCCACCGAUCGGUUCCACAUCUGGAGAAGACUAACGGAACUAUAAUUGAUAUCUCAAGUGUGGCUUCACUCGCACCGUCCAAAUCUUCACUAGCUUAUUCAUCGGCCAAAGCGGGUCUGAAUAUGUUGACCAAAAUAUUAGCCCUGGAAUUGGGGCCCAAAGGUAUUCGUGUCAAUACUAUUACUCCGGGUUUAACACAUGUGAGAGACGCUCCGUUUCCUCUCGAAGAAGUUAUGGUUAAAGCGACGCCAUUGGGAAGAGUGGGUCAACCCCUAGACAUCGCCCGUGCGGUCGCAUUCCUGGCCUCCACUGACGCACACUUUAUUACCGGCGCUAAUGUUGUAGUCGACGGCGGACUCGUAUACAACGUGGGUGUUUUGAAUACAAUCGCAGACUAUCCGAUAGAGGAUUAUAAAGCGGUCGCGAAAUCCCGGGACUUUACGGGAAAAGUGGUUCUCGUGACCGGUUCCUCGUCGGGCAUCGGAGAGGGAAUCGUUAAACUGUUCUCAAUAUUAGGGGCUAAUGUUGUGGUCACCGGAAGGACAGCACCUGAUGUUCAACGAGUGGCCAAAGAGGUGCAGGAGUUGUCGCCACUAAAAUUAAAGCCAUUAGAAGUUGUGGGAGAUAUCACCAAAUCUUCAGAUGUAAAUAAUUUAAUCGAUUCUACGGUCAAAACGUUUGGCAAAAUAGAUGUAUUGGUCAAUAACGCCGGUAUAUUUAAGCCGACAAACAUCACUCAAACAGAUCUAUUGUCGGUUUGGGAUCAGAUAUUUGCCGUCGAUUUACGCGCUGUCGUAGAACUCAUCCACCGAUCGGUUCCACAUCUGGAGAAAAUUAACGGAACUAUUAUUGAUAUUUCUGCCAUGACAGGAAUCGCACCGAUAAAAAUGUUUGGCCCGGCCAUUUCAGCUGCAAAAGCCGGUGUGAAUAUGUUGACCAAAAUAUUGGCUCUGGAAUUGGGGCCCAAAGGUGUUCGUGUCAAUGCUGUC
Molecule: messenger RNA, 1344 nt
Organism: Medioppia subpectinata
Lineage: Eukaryota; Metazoa; Arthropoda; Arachnida; Sarcoptiformes; Oppiidae
Source: the annotation of a GenBank genome assembly